This is a messenger RNA of Hordeum vulgare subsp. vulgare (domesticated barley), 869 nucleotides long. RefSeq names its product ARGOS-like protein. NCBI's taxonomy places the organism in Eukaryota, Viridiplantae, Streptophyta, Magnoliopsida, Poales, Poaceae. The transcript has a single exon. The record is from RefSeq and is a predicted model, not a curated record. The coding region runs from base 322 to 639 and encodes 105 amino acids. Gene Ontology annotation, biological process: positive regulation of organ growth.
AUCUUCAGGGUUUGCCCCCCAACACAGGCCAAUUGGCCGACGGGUACGGUUGCGCAUCCGGGGCAGGGCAGCCGAUCAACCCGCGCUUCCGCAGCCACACCACCAGUAUCUGUCCUUGGCCGUUGUGCCCCCCGAAUUCAGAGAUAUCUUCGAUUGCAGUCCACCAUUGCAAGGAAGACUGCAGCAAGUAGCAUAGCAACUAGCAAGCCCUUUAUAGUCAGUUCCUAUAUGUACCACGUACAAGUUGUCUGCUGCUGAUUGUAGUGGCAUACUCUUUUCUCUUGCUCCCCGCUUGGAACUGAGACGGUCCACGCCGCUCGAAUGUCGACGGAGAGGAGGGCGAGGCGAAACGGUUCCAUGGCCGGCGGAGGAGGAGGCCGGGUGCGCGGUGUGGAGGUGAAACGGGCGGCGCCGCAAGGGCAGAGCUCGCCUGCCGCUUCCGCGGGGUACUUCACGGCGGAGCUGGCUGUGCUGUUCCUCUGCCUGAUCGCGCUGCUGGUGUUCCUGCCGCUGGUCCUACCGCCGCUCCCGCCGCCGCCGAUGCUGCUGCUGCUGGCCCCCGUGGGGCUUAUGGCCGUCCUAAUCGCGCUGGCGUUCGUGCCGUCCGACAGCCGGAGCAUCGCCUCGUCGUGCCAUUGAAGAGGACGGCGCGCGGUAGUAGGAGUUAAGAAAUCAUUUUGCUUUUUGUUUCGAAUUGACGUUUUUUUUUUUGCGAUGGGUAUCGACGGUUUUGUUAACUGCUAACACGAUCCAGGUAGAGAAAUCAGAGCUUUAUUUAAUCACGUGCGACCGUCAAAGAAUAUACUCUGUGCGUCAAGGAUUUGUACAACUACGUUGUGGAAAUUAGGAUUUGUCCAAGUGCUAAAGCU